Peromyscus leucopus (white-footed mouse) is the source of this 3128-nucleotide messenger RNA. It is a transcript of the gene Armc1, whose product is annotated as armadillo repeat containing 1. The record is from RefSeq and is a predicted model, not a curated record. The transcript has 7 exons. The coding region runs from base 209 to 1057 and encodes 282 amino acids. NCBI's taxonomy places the organism in Eukaryota, Metazoa, Chordata, Mammalia, Rodentia, Cricetidae. Gene Ontology annotation, molecular function: metal ion binding; protein binding.
CAGAGGUGACAGGGUCACCGCGGAUCCUGCAGAACCUCCUCCGCCAGCGACUCAACCCUGUGGUGCUUUGAGUCAGGCCGCGGCUCGGGCUCACCGCGCCGCCGGUCGUGUGCCGUCGUGGGUGCGGCUCUGAUGCUGCGGCUAGCUCCGGACGCCCGGAGCUCUGGAGGAAUUUAAGAAGAUUGUAUUCAUGUGCAUGUCAUAGAAGAUGAAUUCAUCCUCUUCUACUGUGAAUGAAGAGCCUGAUGCUCUGUCUGUAGUUAACCAGCUACGGGAUUUAGCAGCAGAUCCAUUAAAUAGAAGAGCCAUCGUCCAGGAUCAGGGAUGUCUGCCUGGCCUUAUUUUAUUUAUGGACCAUCCCAACCCCCCUGUUGUUCACUCAGCUUUGCUUGCUCUCCGGUACUUGGCUGAGUGUCGUGCGAACAGAGAGAAGAUGAAGGGAGAGCUGGGGAUGAUGUUAAGCUUACAGAAUGUCAUCCAGAAGACUACAACUCCAGGAGAAACAAAGCUUCUGGCCUCUGAAAUCUAUGACAUCCUUCAGUCCUCCAACAUGGCUGAUGGUGAUAGUUUUAAUGAAAUGAAUUCACGUCGAAGGAAAGCUCAGUUUUUUCUGGGAACUACAAACAAACGUGCCAAAACAGUAGUUUUGCAGAUAGACGGUCUCGAUGAUACGUCUCGAAGAAAUCUGUGUGAAGAGGCUUUGUUAAAAAUUAAAGGUGUUAUAAGCUUUACUUUUCAAAUGGCUGUUCAAAGAUGCGUGGUGCGAAUCCGUUCGGAUUUGAAAGCAGAGGCUUUGGCGUCAGCAAUAGCAUCCACCAAGGUCAUGAAAGCUCAGCAAGUCGUGAAAAGUGAGAGUGGGGAAGAGAUGCUGGUCCCAUUCCAAGAUGCCCCUGUGGAAGUGGAAGAGAACACAGAGCUGCCUGACUACCUGCCUGAGGAUGAGAGUCCCACAAAGGAACAGGACAAGGCAGUGUCCCGCGUUGGCUCCCAUCCUGAGGGUGGAGCCAGCUGGUUGAGCACAGCUGCAAACUUUUUAUCCAGAUCAUUUUACUGGUGACUUCAACUUCAGUUUGGGGCUCAAGGACUGUGCAAACCAACAGGGGGCCAGCUUUCCAUUGUUGUGGUGAACUGUCAAGUGCAAUUUGCAGUAGAUUAUCAUGGAAAGUUUCUAGAUUACAUGACUGCAUAUGCUGCAUUUUACAUUUUAUUGGACAUUUUCCCCACUGAAUGGUAAACAGGACAGAGGCUGUAGGUGGAAUUUGUUUAUGAAGGUAUUUUGGUAUUGUUUUCCUUUGCUUAAUUGCCUCACUAUUUUUUGAAAAACAUGGGUCCACUGUUAAAACCAAAUGUAUGUGCAGCUUUACAUUCUGUUUUACAUGAAGCAUGUGACUAGGAAAAACUCGUUUUCUCCUCAAGCCUCAGGGGCUUUCUGAAGAGAAGUUUUGCAUAGCUCAAGUUGUGCAUGAAUUACCGAGUAUUUUUAGCAGCUUUUCUUCAUGAACGAUACAUGACAUGUGCUUUGGUACCCUUCUCUGAAAGUUGAAAACAUACCUAGUUAGCCCCCUUCUGUGCCUUUUUUAUUUUGCCAACCAUGUUUAUAGAAAGGACAUUAUUAAUGGCAUUUUGCAAAUGGAAUUAUAUUCAUUUGAACAUAGCAGUACCUUAAAAAGAAACUCUACAAAAAACUGUACAAUCUUACUUGCUAUAAUUUUAAUAAGGUUACUGUAAGCCGGUUAAGACAGCGGGGACAUGAACAGCAGCAGAGUGCAUUUGGGAGAAUUUGGAUGUGACCAAGCAUGGCUCUGUUGACUCCUGCUCACUUAGGCUAUAGUGAUUCUUGAGAAUGAAGUCCACUAUGAUCUUGUGAGCAGCCUUACCCUGUGAUGACACUGUGUCCUGCUAGAGAAAAGUAAUAGAUUUUUUUUGUUUUGUUUUGUUUGGCUUUUCAGGACAGGGUUUCUCUGUGUAGCCCUGGCUGUCUUGGAACUCAGAGGUUCACUUGCUUCUGCCUCCUGAGUGCUGGGAUUUAAGAUGUGCACCACCACAACCCAGCAAGAAGAGUAAUAAAUAGUUAAUAGUUUUAAGAACUGACAGACUUGAAAACAAAGCUGGACGCCUCGGGUGUCGCAGUGCCGCGUGGUCAGACUUCAGACAUAAACUGCCUGGCACAUGCCCAUUCCAGAGAUGUUUCUUUUUAUUGCCCUUUUGUGGUUUUUAAGCAAAUACUGCAGUCAAAUUGAAUAAAACAGGACCCAAAUUGUUGUUUAUAGAGAAAGAAAGUCAGCACUGAUCUUAGUCUUAUUUUUCAUGUCUAACCAGGAAAAAAAAAUGACUUCAGUGAAGAUAAGAUACAUGAAUACAGACACACUUUUUUUAAAGACUGAAUUAUAUGUAUGUGAUGCUUUCUUAAGAUUCUAAAAUAUUUGGCAACUAAUACUUUCUUUUUAGAAAUCCAGCUAGAUUUAUUUUCGUGUCAGCAACAUUGAAAACUAACAGGAGGAAACUGAAAUGCAUCUUCAUCACCAUGUAGAGCUGCUGUUGCGCUACUUGGAGAAUGUGACAUGAAAUCGGACCCUGGAGGGUUUCCUGGCAUUCUUAUUGUUUCUCUUCUAGAGAAGAUUGAAAUCACCCAGUGUUACUGGGGAAAAAUAAUUGUAAAAUACUAUGACCCAUGAGAGCUUUUGAGUUCAUUCACAUUGUGGCUUUCUGGAGUGAGGGUGUUGAAGGUAUUUAGAGCAUUUUCCCACAUGUCUGGUCUCUGAUUCAAGUGAUACGCACAAACAGAAAGCUGAGAUUUUCAGGGCACAUUGCUAACACUUAAUACUAUUUGCUGCCAGAAUCAGAUGUGUUGAAAACAAAACAACAAAACCACCUCCUUUCUAUAGCCAUUAAAGCAAAGUUUACUUUCUAUUUUAACACAUUUUUAUUUUAUUUUGCAUUGUCACACAUUUAUUUAAAAACUAUAGCCCUUUGUAGUGAUGGUUCAGGACAGUUGAUAUUUUGAACUGAUAUUUGUGUGUAUCUAGGUGUUCCUUUAUUCCAGGACUCUCAGAGGAGUCAAGGCAACUAUAAUGGCAGUUUUUGGAAUAUAUUGUAAAAUAAUAAAAUAACAAUGAAAAUUGAGUGGA